Messenger RNA from Ostrea edulis (European flat oyster), 1090 nucleotides. RefSeq lists its product as uncharacterized. The transcript has 2 exons. Lineage: Eukaryota; Metazoa; Mollusca; Bivalvia; Ostreida; Ostreidae. The record is from RefSeq and is a predicted model, not a curated record. The coding region runs from base 95 to 631 and encodes 178 amino acids.
GAUAAUAGAUUUAUUUCUUGUAAUAUCAACAGAUUUGACGUGAAGACACACCUUGCGAAUUGGUUUAUUUCCAGAGAAUUGCGAUUGCAAAAGCAUGACAUUUUUCGUGUAUAUAGCAGUUUUGUUUAUUUCUAUUGAACAAACAAAGUCAACGUCAUCAUGCGAAGCGACACAAUCAGGGUGCAACUGUACAUUUAAUGAGGAAGGUGUUUUUGACACUACAUCAGAAAUCAUGGCGGCGUCAAUUGGAGCAAUGGGUCCACUGCUUCUCACAGGCGUUGGCUUCGCAAUCUGGAAGUACAUCCAAAGUAAAGGCCAAGACAUCGCUUUUGAGCGUGCGCCGUCGGAUGUUUCUGAUGAUUAUUACGAUUCCAGGCGAGGAUCAAAGGGUAGAGUAAGUCCGCAAAGUUCGGGGUCCGAUUACAACUACGCCCGUCGUGGAUCCACCCCGCUUUCUAUCACAGACACAGAAAACGAAUUUUAUCUCGCAGAAACUCCAUCCUCAGAAACACCGGAAUUGAAUCAGGGCGAUAAAUGGAACCCAUCUUCCAGGGCGGCCCCACCAUCUAACGCAGGCAGGGCGUCUAUCGCACCAGCCAAGUCGGAAGCUCUUAAUGGGUGGAUGUUCUGAAGGCGGAAUUCAACGGAGAAUGUUGCUAGGAUUUUCAUGAAAGCAUAAUCAACAUCGUAAUUAUAAAUAAGCAUUUCUAACAAGCGGUAAUUAUAUUUUAGAUCACCAUAAAAUGUGAAAUACGCCAUAUUUGAAGCGUUCAAAGGUAUUUUGAGACACAACUAGAGUAAUUUUUCAUUCGCCAUGUAUUUAAUGCAAUUUUCUUUAUUUUAGAAUAAGACAUUCUUUGUAUUGUUUUUUUGCUUUUUUUCGCAAAACGUCUCUAAAUCAUUGAUUAAUUAGAAAAUCACUAUAUCUAUAAAUGACAAAAAUAGCAAUGCAAUGAUAAUAAUGUAUUAAUAGUAAUGUAAUUCUUUUUUAAAUCAAACUUUAAACGUGUGUAACUUUAUAAUGUUUGUUGAAUUUGUUAAGUUUGAAAUAAAGUCAUGUGUGAAAGUGAUUAAAUUGUUCUACAAAUUC